This is a messenger RNA of Durotheca rogersii, 1137 nucleotides long. RefSeq names its product glutaminyl-peptide cyclotransferase. Bases 1 to 1137 code for a protein of 378 amino acids. The transcript is spliced from 2 exons. Lineage: Eukaryota; Fungi; Ascomycota; Sordariomycetes; Xylariales; Xylariaceae. The record is from RefSeq and is a predicted model, not a curated record. Gene Ontology annotation, molecular function: zinc ion binding; glutaminyl-peptide cyclotransferase activity.
AUGGCGGGACGCGUCAUUCCGACCCUCCUCCUGGCCCUGCAUCUCCUACUCAUCUCGCCCGCCACCGUCCUCGCGUACACGGCGCUGUCGGACCACUUCCUGAAGCUGGUGCCGUCGGGCGGCGACGACCUCGACAUCACCAACGGGAAGCUCCUGGCUCCCAUCCUGAUCCCUCGCGUCCCCGGCACGCCGGGCCAGGCCAAGGCGCAGGAACACUUCGUCAACUUCUUCGCCAAGGAGCUGCCGAAAUGGAGCAUCAGCUGGUACAACUCGACGUCGACGACGCCCGUCUCCGGCGGUAAGCAGGUGCCCUUCGCCAACCUCGUGUUCAAGCGGGAGCCGCCCUGGGUGCGCGAGGGACAGUCGAACCUGCUCACGCUCGUCGCCCACUACGACAGCAAGCUCACGCCCGACGGCUUCAUCGGCGCCAUCGACAGCGCCGCGCCCUGCGCCAUCUUGAUGCACGUCGCGCGAACCCUCGACCCGUUCAUCACGCAGAUGCACGACGAGAUGGCGGCCCUCGGCGAGGGCGGCACCGUCGAGAUGGACAUGGGCGUGCAGAUCCUCCUGCUCGACGGCGAGGAGGCGUUUCUGAAAUGGUCGGCUACGGACUCGCUCUACGGAUCGAGAUCCUUGGCGGAGCAGUGGGAGCAGUCGAUCCACCCGGCCAUGUCGGCGUACCGCAAUCCGCUGAGCCAGAUCAGCUUGUUCGUGCUGCUGGACCUGCUCGGGUCGGCCGAGCCCAAGAUAGCGUCCUCGUACCAGAUGACGCACUGGGCGUACCGGGGCAUGGCGACGGUCGAGGACCGGAUGCGCAGGCUCGGCCUUCUCGAGUCGCGGCCGUCGCAGCCUUUCCUGCCCGAGGCGGCCAGGACGGCGUUCGGCGGGAUCGGCUUCAUCGAGGACGACCACCUGCCGUUCAUGGCUCGCGGGAUCCCGAUCCUGCAUAUCAUCCCGGCACGCUUCCCGCCGGUGUGGCACACGAUCGACGACGACGGCGCUCACCUCGACAUGCCGACGGUGCGGGACUGGUCCAAGAUUGUGACGGCUUUCGCGCUCGAGUGGCUCGACAUGAUGGAGGUGGAACCCAAGGAGGGCGGCGAGGCGGCACGGUCUGGCCCUGCCGGCGGACGAUGA